GAACCUUUCGUGCAUUUUGGGUGGAAUUGGUAUUUUGUAAACAAAAACACGCGAAGAAUAAAAAUUUUACAAGAAAAUAGGAAAAUUCCUUGAAAAAUAGCAAUGCCACAGGGAAAAAUCAAAGUGAAGACAAAAGUGCCGGAUGCAGUGAAGGCAAAGCUGAAGAAAAAGAAAGGUGUCGCAUUUACACGUCGUGCCAAUGCCCCGAUACAGCCGAAAAAGGCGAAAAUUCAGGAGACGCAGAAAAUUAAGCAAUUGCUGAGUAAAGCUGUGAAUAAAUCCGUCGAAGAGGACAUCCGGGCACGUGCACAGGAGGGAGAAAUAAACUUCAGCAAAGCUCAACAUGCUGUAGCGAAGCAUAAUAAGAAUUCCAAAGCAAAAUCCCCAGAGGCAUAACCUUGAAAAGUCGAUGACUUUUGACAGUUUGUUUUUGGAAAAUAAAUAAAUAUUUUGAUUUUGGA
Lutzomyia longipalpis is the source of this 461-nucleotide messenger RNA. RefSeq lists its product as uncharacterized. The transcript has a single exon. The record is from RefSeq and is a predicted model, not a curated record. Bases 103 to 396 code for a protein of 97 amino acids. Lineage: Eukaryota; Metazoa; Arthropoda; Insecta; Diptera; Psychodidae.